CCUUGACGCGACAACCUCUCACCUUAAUCGUAACGAUUGACAGCAAAUUCGCGUCGGCGCUUUUUUUUUGAUCUUAUCGCACCAAAAGUUUGUUGGCGACAUAUCAAUUACUUCUCCUUAUACUUCGCUAACUGCCGCACUCUGCACUCUGCAUUCUGCAUUCUGCACUCUGCACUCUGCACCAUUUCCAACUUCCAACCUUUGUCCGCUGCGCUCUAUGCGGUCUGCACUAUAACCAUGGCGACCGUAGUAGAAGCAAACAGCGAAAGAGGCAGGGACCUCGACGGCGAUAUUUCACCAGACAACAAGAACUCUAGCUCUUUGAUGCACGUUAUCCCGCCUUUAGAUACUUCAAGUAAUGGCCUCGAGUCGCUCACCAUGCGCGCUGACCCGGACGCCCAAGCAACCGUAACCGAUUUUCUCGACUUUACAGAAUAUUUGCCAUCCGACAUGGUGCGAUCUCUUACACUGAUUGGAAAACUUGACCAAGCUUACAUCGACGCAUCCUCUGCCGUUAACGAACUCACUUCCACAUGGGCAAAAUUGCCAACCUUGCCAGCCGACCAGCGUCCUGCACCGGUCCAGUUGCGCAAAGAUAUAUCCGAGAAUUUGAACCGCGCUGUCAGCUCGCGCAUCUUCUCUCACGCCGAGGCUGUUCGCAUCCAUGAGAACGUAGUCAGACACUAUAACCGAGCUAAAACCAUACAUGCAAAGCUACUGGCAAUGCGCGAUAAUUAUCCUACUGCCUUGGAACAAAAUAGCCCUACACAGGUUAAGUCGCCACAGACGGUUCGCACUCCUAAGAUCACACUUCGCCUUGACAGCAAUGGACAGAAGAUCCAGAGGCCACCUCGCAUCACCGUUCCGGGUGAGGUACUCGCGCCUUAUGAAAUCGAUUUCAACGCUUACAGCUCCUUGAGCGACGAGAGCUCUGAGGAAGAAGAGGAGGAAGAUAUAGCUAUGUCGCCUCCUAGGCGAGUCCCAACUCCGUCGACUCGUAUCAAGGUGGUUCGGCCCCCGAAAUCUCCUAAACCUCCCAAGCAGAAGAUUCCGAAACCGCCACGGCCACCUCGAACUCCAGCUAACCGGUCUGAGAAUGCGAUUCCCAUGAUGUCCACAAGCACGGCCUUGGCACAACUGCAGCCACCUCCCGAGAACGCCAUCCCCGGUAGUGCUGACGCCCCAUGGCUUCAAUUGACACCUUAUGAACUUGCCAAACUCCGUAAGAGGAUGAAGAAAAAUGCCGUGUGGAAUCCCAGCGAUACUAUGAUAGCCCGAGAGCUCAAAAACUUGGGUCGUGGCGUCGAAGCGUAUAGAGCCGCCCAGAAGCAGGCAGAGGAGGAGGGGAAACCUUUUGAUGCUGCCCUUCCUACUCCGGUGGUUGAUGCCGAGUCGGGAGCUAAGCACCCACCUGAAGGUGCCAUUAGCGCCGAGGCUUUAACAGCAGACGAGGUACAGUUAAGCAACCGCGGCAUGAAGUUAAAUGAGGCCAAGAAGCUGAAACGUGAAUCGAUGGCAAGGAUUGCUGCCGAGGAAGCAGAAGAAUCAGCGAGGAAAAUGGUAGAAGCUGCUCGCAUGUUCCUUAACCAUGAAGGUUCGCCGUCUGUGAACGGGAGCACGCAAGAUAGAGCCCCUGAGACAAACCAGAAUCAAGGCAAGACCGGCAAGACCAAGGGUAGGAAGCGAAAGCGCAACUCGAUGUCGGAAACUCCUGUUGCUGAGAAGCCCGAAGGGGCUCAAAGUCUGCCGGCGAAUCCGCCGGCGAGCCAGACGCCUAGUCAUUCCGAGAGACCCCCGCUGAAGCGGACUAAGACCGAAACCCCUGUUCCGUUGCCUCAGUUAACUCCUCGGCCUCCAUCUGUACCACCUCCACCGCCCGCAACUGCUGCACCAACAGAGACUCCGGUCCCCGUCCCUGUCCCGCAGCUAGGCAAGAUCGCUCAGGCUGCUCCCACAUCCAAGACGCCAGUACCGGUUCCCGUUCCGGUUUCUUCUGAUACGUCUAUGGUGACUACCAGGUCUGCUGCCUCCUCCUCCGGGGCGACAAGUCCAGCUCCACCAUCUAAUGCUGCCACCACGGCAUCUGUCAAACCCCCGGCAGAGACGCCCAUUCCGCCUCCUAUCAAGACUUCGACUACACCUAUCCCCCCUCCGAUGCCCAAAAGGGAAACUAGACAGAAUAUUCAAGCAGCUCCGGUCUCGACCCCAGCUAACCACAAGCAGUCCAGUUCCCGGAGCAAUACGCCGGCAACUACACCUGCCCCUGAGUCUCAGCCUCUUCCCGUGCGUAGGCCUACCUCACGCGGGAAAGCUGCAAGCCAGGAACCCCCAACUUUUGCAGCCGAACGACCUCGCCGUACUAGCACGGCUAGAAAUACUCCUGCUCCAGAGCUUCGUCAGUCCAGCAAACGUACCAAACGACCUGCUCCAGGCGUCGUGACGACCAACUCGGGCGGUACUAGCGCUAUAGGAAAGCGCAAGGCAGCUCCACGUAAGAAAGCUCGCGGUGGCAACCCCAAAAAGGAGAGGGGUGCAAGUCAGCAGGCCGAGCAGGAAGUAGAAGUGGAGGUGGACGACGACGGUAAUGUAAUCGAUCCCAACGAACCAAGAUACUGCCUCUGCAACAGAGUCAGCUUCGGCACUAUGAUACAGUGCGAUAACGUAGAUGUGAGCGCAACAAAGACUACUACUACUACUGCAGCCCCAGCACGUGGUGACAAGAAAGCACACAAGAAGAAACUAACCAUCCACCACGUACAGAAUUGCAAGCAAGAAUGGUUCCACCUUGAGUGCGUGGGACUGACUGAGAUACCGGCACGUACGACGAAGUGGUAUUGCCCUGAGUGUCGUAAACUGCUAAAUAUCGGAGGAAGAGGAGAAGUGACUUCGCGUGGCGUCAAGAUGUGAUGCUUAGCCCUCGACGCUAAUCUUUCUAAUUAUUCGAGCAUCGCGGCUCGUACCUACCUUACAGUUUCUUUUUAAUGUUCUUUUUCAUUCGACAUGCAUUUUCCUUUACUGAUACCCCCAUACCGUUUAUUUGACUCUUAACCUAGUCAUUGAGUGCUCUUUACCAGACUGCCAAACACCUCGCCUUAACCGGUCUUAGCAUAUGCCAACAUGGAAAUCCACGAAUUUGGGGCGAUGCGCGAAUAUACACUACCCCGAAGGACAAAGUUCUAAACGUUCUGAGGGUUUCGAGAGGACUACUAUUUUGUACACGUCAGGAGCUUAGGGCUUCAAUUAUAGCAUCACUUUUGUGGUUCAUACAUACCACCUCCAACAUUAGAUAUACAAAGUUAUAUAUGUCUACUAUGCUCACGUCUCUAUAACCUAUUCACUUUGAAGUAUAACAGUCUCAAGAUCAGCCAAAGCCUGAAGUUUCGAACACCUGGAGAGGCGGCAAAGUGUAACGUCGUAAAGGUUUAGGAAUGAUACCAGCCGGAUUAUUCGGUUACAGCUGGCCUGUAAGAUACCUAAGGCUACGGUACUAGCCUUAAACUGAGAAUAUUAGUCGCAGAAAGAGUGGCUUUGCUUUAGCUUUGAAUGAUCUUCCGGAGGGAGAUUUCUCGUUUGAGGAGCAGUUGCCUAGUGACAAAGACGGGUAUAAUGUAUAUCUCCAAUAGUAAUUUAAACUUGUG
Molecule: messenger RNA, 3638 nt
Organism: Daldinia caldariorum
Lineage: Eukaryota; Fungi; Ascomycota; Sordariomycetes; Xylariales; Hypoxylaceae
Exons: 1
Coding region: 238-2907 (889 amino acids)
Biological process (GO): regulation of DNA-templated transcription
Cellular component (GO): nucleus; Rpd3L complex; Rpd3L-Expanded complex
Source: RefSeq, a predicted model, not a curated record